This is a messenger RNA of Mytilus trossulus (common blue mussel), 399 nucleotides long. Its product is annotated as EGF-like repeat and discoidin I-like domain-containing protein 3. Bases 2 to 304 code for a protein of 100 amino acids. The transcript is spliced from 4 exons. NCBI's taxonomy places the organism in Eukaryota, Metazoa, Mollusca, Bivalvia, Mytilida, Mytilidae. The record is from RefSeq and is a predicted model, not a curated record.
UAUGACAAUGACUGAAUCGCAAACAUUGGUUGCUGUUGCAGCAGUAGCAAUGGUCGCAGUUGCAACGAUGAUGAACAUGGUAUCAAUAACAACGACAACAACGACAACAACCUCUCCAAACAUUGCACCAGUGAUUACAGCGAAUGUCCCUAUAGAAACUACCACAGCUCCAAGUCCAUGUGCAUCAGCUCCUUGUCUGAAUGACGGUACUUGUCAAAGGCUUGGUAGUGGCUUUCAGUGCAAUUGUGCAACUGGAUUUAAUGGUAUCACGUGCGCAACAGAAGUUACUAAUGGCAAAAAAUAGUUUUCGUUGACCAGGCGUUAGAGAGACAUGCAUUCGUCAAACUGUGUUAUAGUUAUUUACCUAACGAUAUAGUGUCAUUGAAAUUUAGAAAAAUC